Sphaerodactylus townsendi is the source of this 3234-nucleotide messenger RNA. It is a transcript of the gene BMP3, whose product is annotated as bone morphogenetic protein 3. The transcript has 3 exons. Gene Ontology annotation, biological process: BMP signaling pathway; osteoblast differentiation; SMAD protein signal transduction. Gene Ontology annotation, cellular component: extracellular region. Gene Ontology annotation, molecular function: cytokine activity; growth factor activity. The coding region runs from base 172 to 1482 and encodes 436 amino acids. NCBI's taxonomy places the organism in Eukaryota, Metazoa, Chordata, Lepidosauria, Squamata, Sphaerodactylidae. The record is from RefSeq and is a predicted model, not a curated record.
AACUCAGCGCAGGGCUGCGCCGGCCCCACUCCCCGCAGGAGCCAGCCAGCCAGCCAGCCAGCCAGCCGGGGCGCGCCGGGAGCCCUCCGCCCGCCGCCGCCGCUUCUGCUCGGCCGGCGCCCACCUGCUGCCCUGCUUCCCUCGGCGGCCCGGAGCCUGGCGGCGGGCGGGAUGGCCGCGGGGCUGCCGCUGCUGCUGCUUGUGUGGUGCCUGGGCGGGAGCCCGCUGCUGGCGGCCGGCCACGGGGCCCCCUCCGAAGACGCCGUGGCCGAGCACAUGCGGCGCCUCUACGACCGGUCCCGCGGGCGGCCCCACCACCCCGCCGCUGCCCCUCUCCGCCAGGGGAACACGGUGCGCGGCUUCCGAGCGCUGCCGGCAGGGAUUCCUGGCAGCAAAGAAGUGCAUGUUUUCAACCUGACCUCCCUCACAAAGUCUGAGAACAUCUUAUCGGCUCUGUUGCAUUAUUAUGUCGGGGAUCUCCAAAACAGUAGCGCCAAUUGUCCUCGUCUCAAGGGCUGCUCUCGCCACGGGCCCAGGAAACCGGAAGUGCAGCUCAAUCUUUCUCUGCUGAGUUUUCCUCUGUCAGGAAAUCAGACUCGGACUUUGGGACACUAUUUAAUCAACAUCUCCACUGCUUAUCGGGAUGUCCUUUCUUGGCAGUGGAAGAACAUCACUCAUAUCUUGAGUAAGGCCAAGCGGAACGAUGAACUGCUCAUUGGAGUCAAAAUGGCCUCCGUCGGCCAUCACUCUUGGAAGAGAAUGCACCCCACUUACGAACCCUACAUCCUUGUUUAUGCCAACGACUCAGCCAUUUCAGAACCAGAGAGUGUCGUUUCGAGCUUGCAGGGGCACUGGACUCCUCUGCCCGCGGGAGUCUCUAAAUUUGAUGGCCAUUCCAAAACCGGCCUGGGCGAGCGGCGAGAAAAGCGCUCCACCAGCGUCCUGUUGCCGUUGCAGAACAACGAGCUUCCGGGAGCCGAGUAUCAAUACGGUGAGGAGGAAGGAUGGGAAGAAAGGAAGCAUUACAAGACGCUCCAGCCGCGGCUGGCCGAGCGGGCCAAGAACAAGAAAAAACAGAGGAAAAACAAUCAUCAAAAGAGCCAGACGCUCCAGUUUGACGAGCAGACCCUUAAAAAGGCAAGGAGAAAGCAGUGGAACGAGCCGCGAUAUUGCGCCCGCCGCUACCUCAAAGUGGAUUUUGCUGAUAUUGGCUGGAGUGAAUGGAUUAUUUCUCCAAAAUCUUUUGAUGCCUAUUAUUGCUCAGGUGAAUGCCAGUUCCCCAUUCCAAAGGCCUUAAAGCCAUCCAACCACGCCACCAUCCAAAGCAUAGUGAGAGCUGUGGGAGUCGUCUCUGGGAUUCCCGAGCCGUGCUGCGUCCCGGACAAGAUGUCGUCUCUCAGCAUCUUAUUCUUCGAUGAAAACAAAAACGUGGUGCUCAAGGUCUACCCCAACAUGACAGUGGAGUCUUGUGCCUGCAGAUAACACCCUCCCAAAGCCUGUGGAGCCUUCUCAACAUCUAUUCUCCGUCGCCUGCUCAUUGACUUCUUUGCUUUAUGGCUCCCCUCCCCUCCUCCAACCCCCCACAUACUCUUUCACACCCUGUUUUGCACUGCCUAUGCAUUUCAUUCUCCAAAGUCUUCUGAAUGGGUACGAAUGAGCGGAAGAGCAGAAAGUGAGAAGGAACAGACCGUGUGGUUCCAGAACUUGGAAAGAUGGAAGGACCCAGCUGUAACUUUCUUCCUGGGAGGACAUGAUGGGAGAGAGAAGAAGGAAAGACAUCAGCGACACCCGGAAAACUUUGUGUUGUGAGAUGCUCGUAAGAAGCAGGGAGACAUCUGCAAAAGAACUCGAUCGAGAUGAUUCGAAGGUUGUCUGGAGGACCUUUUCGGAGAAAGCUUUUCAAACCACCAAAAUUGCCGGGCCAUUUGCCCGUUCUUCUAGAGACUCUCUUCCAGAGAGAUUCGUAAAUAUAUUAUGUGUUUCUGAAUUAAGUUACUGGGAAAUUCCUGUAAAAGUGCUAAAUACAUGUGUACGCAAGUGUCCUCAAGUCACAGCUGACUUAUGGUGACCCCAGCAUGGGGCUUUAAAGGCAAGUGAGAAGCAGAGGUGGUUUGCCAUCACCUUCCUCUGCAGAGUCAUCCUUGGGGGUCCCCCAUCCAGUUAUGAACCCUGCUUAGCUUCUGAGGUUGGGCUCUAUCAUGUCACUCCCCCUUCUGAAGUGCUAUAUGACUUCAUCAAGUAUGGCUGAUCUUAGAAAUGUGCAAAAAUUCAAUUCUGAGACUUAUUUUCCUGAUAUGGGUCAAGGUCUGUGGUGGCAGUGAACUCCUGAAAUCUCAUCCCUGUCUUCAGUGGAGCAGAACUGGUAGAAGGGGUAGAUCCUGGUCUGUCAGGGGUUACUACAAGUAACUGCUGUAGUAACCCGCUUUGGACUGUCCUAUGCUCUUGCAGUAGAGCCCUGUUUAAACGUGACAAACAUGCACCUUAACCUGUGCAGGGGGACAUAUAUUCACAGCAGUGUUCAAACUAGGUACUUUUUUCCUAUAUAUGGAAUAUUAAUCCUUUCAUUCAAUCCAUGUCAAGUUAUCACGCCUUGCACAGGCAAUUGUAGAAUAUAAUACCUAGCAUCCGUAUCCCCAUAUGGGUAUGACCAAUGUCACAGUUUUAAAAAAAAUCUCACUGACAAGCAGUGUCAUCCUGCUUAUUAGUAGUAUGAAGAGAGUUAGAAUCAUAGAGUUGGAAGAGACCCCAAGGGCCAUUAAGUCCAACCCCCUGCAAUGCAGGAACACACAGUCAAAAUUCGUGUGGACCAAGUCCAAGGAUCAGGGUGAUACAAGAUUCGUACUGUACUCCCUGAUGGCUUGCUAGUGGUUGAGUCCUGAGUUUUCUGGUAGCUUCCUUGUAUCAUUCAUGGUCAUGUUGCCUCUACAGUGGGAGAUCUACCAGACCACAGCCCAGAAAACCCACAGUAGUCAAUGGGAGAUCUGUAUGAACCAUGGAAUGGAUAUAGAGCACUCAGUGAAGUUAAUUGCCUUAUCCAUUUGGCAUUACCUGACUCCCAAUGCAUAUGAUAAACCAGGGAUCUCCAAACAUGGUGCCCGCUGAUGGGUUUCCUUGCUAUACAGUCCCAGCAUGGUGUAGUGGUUAAGAGCAGGUGGAUUCUAAUCUAGAGAGCCAUGUUGGAUUCCCCACUCCUCCACCUGAGUGGCAGAGGCUGAUCUGGUGAACCAGAUGUGU